CUCGGGUCGAUAGAGCCUCCGCAGUGCCGUGUUAGACGCCGACACGCUUGGUGUGCCCCUCGUGCUCGUCGCAAGCCGAACAACAACUUUUGCAACUAUGGUGCUGGCUGCCGGGCACGUUCUCUCACACACAAAUUGAAUAGAGGGUGCGAUCGGCACAUUUUUGUUGGCUCGGGAAAAAACAUGCCAAAUCUCUUUGCUGCUCAUUUCGGCCCGUUGUUGACGCUGGAGAAGACCUGCUGUAAGAAUCGGUCGUCUGGAUGGCUCCUCAGGGAGGCGAAUGUGGUGUAAUGUGCGAGAAGAGAAAUGCUAUUAUGCCGAAGUGUUGCUGAAAUAACGUGGGCCGUGCGGAUUUCGUUGCAACGGAACACGAGAUAAAUGAAAAAUAAGUGAGAGCGCCGGCUUUAUAAACCUACCCGCAACCGACUGAAUGCCUGCGUGGACGGCGAGGGUGGCGGCCCCCUUUUUCGCCCCCUGUCCAAGUCGACCGGCGAACUGAGCUCUCCCACCAGAACCGAGAGCAAAGAACCGAUGGAACAACCACCGAGACCGAUGACCUCCACUGGCUCGGGCUCGAGCGUUCCUCAGCUUGCUGAACGCCUAUCCAUGGCCCAGAAGACGCACAGCAUCCUUAACGCACUAAAGACUCGAUUUUCGCGGAGCAGGAGCAAAGAACGGCGUCCGAUGCGGGAGGGCCGCCGAGACAGCACUGAUUACGCCGCUGACAACUCUUCGGACCACAGCAGCUCCGCAACUCCGCAAACUCAGUCGCCCAGACACCGCCUGUUCACCCUCCAGCACGACUCGUCACGGGGUAGUGAUCCAGCCUUAGCUCGUGAAACCCUCACGUCAAGUCCCAAAGGAUCGCCCAAACAGCAGAGGGCUCGCUCCGCAGUCCGACUAAUUGACACCAAAAGAGAAGCCUCAAUCGACACAGCCAACCCACAGGCGAGCACCUCUACCAACGCCCCGUCGGUUGCAGCAACGCCUGUUGUGGCAAUCGUAGACGAGGAUCAAAGACGGCGAGAAACAUGCUUAAGACAACAUUCCUUCUUCCAAUUACGGGUGCAUCUAAAGAGAGGCAAAGAUCUAGUGGCCAAAGAUACUGGAGGCACCAGUGAUCCAUACGUUAAGUUUAAGAUAGGAGGCCGGAUGCUGUAUAAAUCAAAAACAAUUUACCGUAAUCUCAACCCUGUGUGGGACGAGGUGUUCACGUUACCAAUAGAGGAUCCUUUUUUACCAGUGCAUAUCAAGGUUUUCGAUUACGAUUGGGGCUUGCAAGAUGAUUUCAUGGGCUCCGCGUUUCUCGACCUCACCAAGCUGGAGAUGACUACGCAGACUGAAUUAAAUUUAACACUGACGGAGCCGGCAACGAGCAAUCGCGGGUCGCAGCAGGUCACGAGUGGUGUUUACCUAGGAGAAAUCCAGCUCACUGUACUGUUGACACCAAAAUCACAAGAAGACAAAGAUCAGUAUUUCCAACGUAGUACAAAACUAGCUGAUGUAAAUAGAAGAUUGAAGAGCCAAAUAUGGAGUUCUGUUGUAACCGUAGUCUUAAUAGAGGGGAAGAAUCUGCUCCCGAUGGAUAUAGACGGCCUUAGCGACCCCUACGUGAAGUUCAGGUUAGGGAGUGAAAAAUACAAGAGCAAAGUAGUUUACAAAAGUUUGUCGCCGAACUGGUUGGAACAAUUCGACUUGCAUUUGUACGACGACCAAAGUCAAGAGCUGGAGAUCACAGUUUGGGACAAAGACCAAAGAUCUAAAGAUGACUUCAUGGGCAGAGGGUUUGGCAGGUGCUCCAUCGACCUGACCAAGUUCGAGCGGGAAAAAACGCACCGCUUCUGGCAGGAGCUGGAGGACGGCGCCGGAUCGCUGCACCUCCUCCUCACAAUCAGUGGCACCACUUCCUCGGAGACCAUUUCCGACCUCUCCUCCUACGAAGAAAACCCCAGAGAAAGGGCAAACAUCGAGUCUCGAUAUUUCCUGUCGCGGACAUUCCACAACUUGAAGGACGUGGGCCACCUGACCGUCAAGGUGUUCAGAGCCCAAGGCUUAGCAGCUGCCGACCUAGGGGGCAAGAGUGACCCUUUUUGCGUGUUGGAGCUAGUGAACGCGCGUCUGCAGACACAAACCGAGUACAAAACCCUUUCGCCGUGCUGGCAGAAAAUUUUCACAUUCAAUGUAAAAGAUAUGAAUUCCAUUCUGGAAGUGACUGUCUACGACGAGGAUCGAGAUCACAAGGUUGAAUUUCUGGGAAAAGUGGCCAUACCUCUUCUCAGAAUUCAAAACGGCGAAAAGAAGUGGUACGCGCUGAAAGACAAAAAGCUGCAUCUACGUGCCAAAGGCAACAGCCCUCAGAUACUUCUAGAACUAACAGUCAUCUGGAAUCCAUUGCGCGCCGUGAUACGAACUCUAAACCCGAAAGAAGAAAAGUACAUGCAGCCUGAAGUCAAGUUCAAGAGGCAGGUUUUCUUGCGCAACGUGAUGCGUCUCAAGGCUAUAAUAAUGUGGUUCAUCGACCUCAGCAAAUAUCUCUCGGGAUGCUUCGAGUGGGAGUCUAUUCCGCGCAGUUUGGUGUCGCUAGUCCUGUUCAUAGCGAUUUGCUACUACUUUGAGCCCUACAUGGUGCCAAUUGCAAUGUUGCUAGUCUUCCUCAAAAAUUACAUCGUUGCUUCAUUAACGGGCGGUUGCGUAGCUCGCGAUGAAGAUGAGGAGCCCUUAGGGGAUGACGAUGACGACGAAGAAGAUAAAGAUAAGGAGGAGAAGAAAAGUCUGAAAGAGCGGCUGCAGGCGAUUCAGGAGGUGACGCAGUCCGUUCAGAAUGCCAUAGGCUACAUUGCUUCUUUAGGAGAGGCCAUUAAAAACACAUUCAAUUUCACUGUGCCGUAUCUGUCGUGGCUGGCGAUCAUCAUGAUCAGCAUGGCAGCUAUGGUGUUGUAUUUUGUGCCGCUCCGCUACCUAAUCAUGACGUGGGGUGUCAACAAAUUCGCCCGCAAAAUCAUCAGGCCGCACACGAUCCCCAACAAUGAAGUUCUCGACUUUCUCUCCAGGGUGCCAGAUGAUGAAUCCCUCAUUUUGUAUCAAGAAUUAUGUGCUUGCGAUGAGAAACCUAGUGUUGUAAAUUGGCUUGUCGAGAACUCAAGCCUUAUUCGAUCAAUGAUCCGACCGAACGGCGACGUGACCCGCGAAAAAAGCAUAAGACGUCCUAAGCCGUUGGACAAAUGCUGCUAACAAUGUCGCCGCCCGCCCGAGGAUCAAAAAUUUAUAAGGCGGCUCUCCAACGUCUAGGCUAUAGCUGCUGCUGCUGAACACAAAGAAGCGCGAAAAUUGUGAUUCAAGAUAAAAAAAAAACCACCAAAGACAAAGUAUUUUUAAUUCAAAUCUCUCUUCGUUUCCAUGUGAUUUUUAUAUAGAUAGGGACAUUUUGACUCGCGUCUGGUACAAAAAUUGAUCAAAAUAACCAUUCAUUUUUUUAAGAUAAUCAUUCCAUUAAUUCGUCAAGCAGUGUAAUUGUGCGGUGAUCAAUCCUCAUAUAUACAAAGAGUUUGUGCGCGAAUUUUUCUUACCAAAAACCCAAAUAAAUGUAACGAACUUUGUGAAUCAAUAACCAUCUGCGAAACUGUAACUACCAGAGUAAAUUGUAUAAUAAAAUUCCCAUGUGUGUUCCUGGUCUAUAGCCAUUAAUCCGCCUAACGUGAGAAACAGCAUAAAAUACUAUAAUUCUCUAACUCUUCCUCCUCGUGUCUCAUUAUAUAAGGGAAAUAGUGUAUUCAAAAAUAACCUACUCUCGUCAUCUCACAUAAAAUGGUUCACUGCAAGAUUGCUUUUUCUCUCUUUCUCUUAUGACGUGUGAAAUGAUAUGAAGAAGGGUAACCCUGGAAUUUCAUUUUUGACAGCGCCGAAUCAUUGCAGGGGGUCAAAUUAGGUUAGGCAGCCGAAUUCAACAUGAAGAUAUGCCGAAAAUCGGUAAAAUCGUGAAAACUUCAGCCGCUUUUGGUCUGAACCUAGCCACGAGAACUCCAAUCAGAGAAGGGAGGGGUUCUCUCUGAUUGGCUGUUUGACGAAGCCAUUAUCGAGACAGCAGCGCCACAGCGACAACCAGCGGAAGCGAGUCAAGCGUCAAGUCUAGUUGUUGCUUGUGGCGCUGCUGUCUCGAUAAUGGCUUCGUCAAACAGCCAAUCAGAGAGAACCCCUCCCUUCUCUGAUUGGUCGGUGGCGUUCUUCUGGCAUUUUUUAGACCGAAAACCUGCCAAAGGGAACGAUUUUCGAGUUCCCACCGAUUUUUGACAGAGUGAUUCAGCUAACUAUCCUAAUUUUGACCCUCAGGAAUCGAUUGGCACGGUUAAAAAUGAAAUUCUAGGGUUACUUUGAAACUGUUCAAUCGGUGUUUUAUUGCCUGAAAAAGCAGUUGCGUUUUUACGAGAGCAAAAUAUCUGUCUUCUCUGCUUCGUAUUGAAAAUCAAAAUGCUUUUUGAAAAUAAUGUCUUUCCUUUGGGUGAAAAUUUGGUCAGCAAUUAAUAACAUUUGUGAGAAUCGCAGUGUUAGCGAAAAUUGGAGGCAUUUUGACUGUUGUAUUUUUAACUCGAUAAGUGGCUUCUUCUAUACCAUGUGAUUUGAGCAUAAUUUAUGCUUAUAUAUAAUGUUGAGUUUUCCAGAAUAUAUGUGGACUUGUAAUCUCUCUGUUUUUGCAACGCUGCUGUUACGACUAUUGAAAGAUCCCUCCACUUGGACUCAUCAUCAUUAAACUCUAUAAAGUCAUUGCAUAAAUUGAGCAAGAUAUUUAUUGAAGAUGUUAAUUAUUUAAUGAUGCUGUGUAUGCAAAUUACUACCGAAUGUUAAUUACUGAUACAUGUGUCAAAAACUUUCACGUGUGUGACAGCGUUUAUUACGCCAGCUGUCGAAAUUUCAUUGUCUCUUUAUAUAUGAAGUUUUUAUUAUUUAUUACAAAUAAAAUAAGCACAAAAUGCAAGAUUUAAAAUAUAACAA
Messenger RNA from Cloeon dipterum, 4986 nucleotides. It is a transcript of the gene Mctp, whose product is annotated as multiple C2 domain and transmembrane region protein. Lineage: Eukaryota; Metazoa; Arthropoda; Insecta; Ephemeroptera; Baetidae. The record is from RefSeq and is a predicted model, not a curated record. The transcript is spliced from 21 exons. Bases 532 to 3231 code for a protein of 899 amino acids. Gene Ontology annotation, cellular component: synaptic vesicle membrane. Gene Ontology annotation, molecular function: calcium ion binding. Gene Ontology annotation, biological process: regulation of neurotransmitter secretion.